UUUUAAUUUAAUUUGAACGUUUGACCAGGAAAGAUUGUCAUUAUUUGUGAGAGUGAAUCUUUUAUACGUAAUUUAAUUAAAAACGACGAUGAUGAAGACAUUUUUAAUCAUUCUCGUUCUUUGCCACUGUGCAAUGAGUAAAACGAUUCAAAACACAAAAGCAGAUGAUUUAAUGUCGACAGAGACUUCUUCAAUUUCGGUUGUUAAUGUUCUGAAUAUUGUGAAAACUGAAGCGCAAAUCUUUUUUGAAAAUAUUCCAUUUCAAGAUCAAGACGAUUUUAUUGCUUACUUUCUUGGGAGAGGUUUACAAAUGAAUCAUAUUGUAAUUCCAGAAGAAAUUCUCCAGAAAAACUUUUACAUUGAAGCAUUUGAACAACUCGUAAACCCACAAAGAUUUUCUCAGGAUCUCUUGGAAAGUACAAAAGAAGAAUUUGAAUUAGACAACGAGGAAAUGACUGAACUUGUUUUAUAUAAUCGAGUUUGCUUCAGCAGUGGAAGGUGCGUUAGUAUAACUGAUGUAGGCGUACAUUGCUGCCUUGUCUAAUAAUAAAAAUGCUUCAAAUAACACGAAUGUAAGAAAAAGCAAAAAUAUCUCGCGCGAAUUAAAAAUUAAACUGAAAUGAUAAGUUUUUUUACUACUGAUUAGAGAGUG
Clunio marinus is the source of this 652-nucleotide messenger RNA. The record is from the annotation of a GenBank genome assembly. Lineage: Eukaryota; Metazoa; Arthropoda; Insecta; Diptera; Chironomidae.